Messenger RNA from Phlebotomus argentipes, 1254 nucleotides. RefSeq names its product UPF0415 protein C7orf25 homolog. The record is from RefSeq and is a predicted model, not a curated record. Bases 80 to 1213 code for a protein of 377 amino acids. The transcript is spliced from 2 exons. Lineage: Eukaryota; Metazoa; Arthropoda; Insecta; Diptera; Psychodidae.
GGUGGGUUUGGGUGAAAAUAAACAAUCUAACCUCACUUUCUGGCGCUGAAAGUGUUUUCGUCAGAGUUUCUGGGGGAAAAUGAGCGAGGAGAAGUCUCUUGAGGAGUUGGCAGUGCUGGUGGCGGAAAAAGUGAGUCUCGCGGAGGAUCUGCUGAAGACAUUGUCCUCUGUGCGACAUGUCGACGGCGUGGCGAAGCUGGAGAAGAAGAUCAGUCACGAAAUGAGCUUCCUGCGCACGCACCUGAAGAACUCCACCAUCGUGGAGAAUCACAUCCUGUGCACCAAUUUGACGCACUACGAAGUCGUUGUGGCUGUUUUAGCAACGUGCAAGUCUGCCAAGCAAUUCGACUUUCCACUGGCGUCCGGAAGCAGAAGAACGCCGCUUCGGGUGGACAUUGUCUGUGACAAGGGAAUGUCGUGGCUCAAGAUCUUCGCGCGCAAGAGCAAAUCCAUCAAGGAUGCCGCCUCUGGCCAGGGAAAGUAUGGCUCCAAGAGCAUUCUCGAUCAUGCUGAUGAAUUUCUGGAAGUUGCAUCGGAAAAUCCCAUCAACUUCCGGAGACCAACGAUCUACUUCGUGUGUUUGCAUCCGCUGGACGACGGGCUGGUGUCGGAGCUGCAGAAGAAGGGAAUUGUUGUGAGAAAUUUCACUCCCGGACAAGAGUUUUCCACCGAGGAAGCGAAGCAAUCGCAUUCGCUGCUCAAUCUCGAUAUUACAACACUUCUCUGCCACGUGAGUUCCCAGACGAAUGGCAGCUGCUACUGGGAGUUCCACGAGGCCAUCCUCACUGAGCAGGCGAGAUCUGAGCGGAAGAAUCCGCUGAAGGCGAUCCUGGAGAAGUUCUUCGAGGGAAAGCGACUGAUUUGCUGUGAAACGGCUGCGAAAUCCUUCCGGGAAAUUGUGGAUCUCUUGGGCGGUCCGGGUGAGAAGGAGCGCACGGAGGAGCUCAUGAGGAGAGUAGAAGUGCUGCCGGAUGUCACGGAAAUCCCCGAAAAAUGGAGAAAUCUGCAGAUCAGAGGGAAAAUCAAGCCGAGAAGCUUCCAGAUCUUCAUCUUCGGCAUGUUCCACAAUGCUCUCACUGUCACAUCGAACGAGGGAUUCAUCCGCGCUGUGAAGACUCAGGAGGGCAUCGAGAUUCCCGCUUACAUCCACGAAGCUCGCGCUCUGACGGAGCUCAAGGAGAAAACGGCGAAGAGAGUUUCUGAUCCACGAUAACUUUGUGAUUUUUAGCGCGCUAAUGAAGUGAUGUGAAGUUG